AGGUCACAAACGCUGCUCUGCCGUUAAGGUCGAAGCGGGCGGGGUGCAGCCUGUUGUUGGCUCGGAGGGUUGCUGGCAGAAGACGCAGCUGUCACAUGCUGGGUAACCGCUGCAAAGCUGACCUGCGGCAUGAGAAACUAAGCGGAAGGCGAUAACUGAUAUGGGAAACGCUUUUCUAUAAAGUACCGUGAAACAGUUGUUAGUGUUACACGUUGGUUAAAGUUGUCCAGGCGACACAGUAUUUGAAUCGGGGCACGCGCUGGCGUAUUCUUACCGGUUGACUGGAGACGGUCGUCAAGACGAAGAAAAGGACGGGUUAACUCUUAAUAAGUGCGACCGAUAUUUUUUUUAUUUUAUUUUAUUACAGUAAAGUCUCUCCAGAAAAAGAAAUCCAUCCGACUAAUUGAGUCUCUUGGAGCCGAGAGGGACAGAAAACAUGGUAACCACUAAGGGAGCAGGUCUGAAUCCCAAUGCCAAAGUGUGGCAAGAGAUUCCUGCCCAACAGAAUGAGCUCUCAGGAGAAACGGACGACAGUCCUUGGCCACAGACCUACCCUCCUCCUGCUGAGAUGACUGAAGGUUACUCAGAUGUUCCCUCUUUAGGAGGUAAAGGAUACUACACCGAAUAUCUGGACACCACUGCUGACUACUCAGCUGUACCCACAGGCAACGUUCAUGACACUGAACAGCCGGACAUAGGGUAUUUAGACUUUAACCCACAAGGUGAAUCUGCCACAAAUAUCGAAGUGUCCAAGGAACAACCAGUGACUGAAGAGAGUUUGCGAGGGUCCUUAAAGAAACGGCUGGAGUUCUGCUUUUCUAGAGAGAACCUGUCCAAGGACUUGUACCUGAUAUCGCAGAUGGAUAGUGAUCAGUUUGUUCCUAUCUGGACCAUUGCUUGUAUGGAGGACAUUAAAGCUCUCACCACUGAUAUGGACCUAAUUUUGGAUGUACUGAAAGCUUCUCCCAUGGUGCAAGUUGAUGAAGCUGGUGAGAAGGUUCGACCUAACCACAGUCGCUGUAUUAUUAUUCUAAGAGAAGUGCCAGAAACUACCCCAGUUGAGGAAGUGGAGGCUCUCUUUAAGAGUGAAAACUGCCCCGAAGUGCUGAGUACAGAGUUUGCUCACAACAGCAACUGGUACAUAACUUUUCAAUCGGAUAUGGAUGCACUGAAGGCCUACAGGUAUCUACGAGAGGAAGUGAAAAUGUUCCAGGGGAAACCAAUCAUGGCCCGCAUUAAGGCUAUUAACACGUUCUUUGGAAAGAAUGGCUUCCACAGAAUGGAUGCAGCACUGUACCAACAACAUGUUCAGCCGCAGGCCCAGUUUGACUCUUCAGUCUACAUGCAGCAGGUGUACAGCCCACAGCAGCAAUACCCCGUUUAUCCUGUCGUGUCUCCUUCCUGGAACCCUUCAGUCAUGCCUCAUUUUGAAACACCACUGGCACCCUUCCCUAAUACUGGAUUCAUGAAUGGUUACCGCAGUGCAGGAAACUACAAAACAAAUUCAAGCUCGGUCAAUGCCCAUCGUCCCAUAGGCAGGAACAGAAACUAUGCGAAAGGACAUCCUAGGCCUGGAGAUAUCCUCCCAUCUUCCCUGGAUUCGGGAAUCAUGAUGGAUGGCAUGUCUAGUCCCUUGAAUUCAAAGGACCUCCAAGCAUCAGGGACACUGAUUGACAGCACACCACGGACGAUCCCUCUGUCUUCCUUCAACCUUAAACACAGUUCUUCAUUGUCAGUCAUGCCAAAUGGGGAUCUAAACCUGGCUGGACGAGACAGGAGAGGCAGCCAUAGAGGUACGAGGAGAAACAGAGAAGAACAUAACAAGAAAACUGUGAUGGAGACCAAAGCACCACCUCCUAAGUUUGACCUGGAAGCUUCAAGUUUCCCCCCUUUGCCAGGAUCUGUGGUCACUGCACAAGAAGGAACUGUGGUAGAAAUGCGUCUUUCUGAUGUUGUACGUGGCCUAAAGGUUCCGACAAAGGCUGUGAGUCAAGAGGACAACUCAACUCAAAAACUAAAAGGCUCAGAAAGUCCUGUAAGUAAACCAGAUUCUGUGAGUCUGGUCACUAAACCUGUAUCUGUGACGAAGGAGAUGAGCACCCCAUCAUCAUUACGCGCUUCUCCAUCGGUAAUAAAAGAAGAUAAGACUGAACCUGCUGUUACAAAGGGAAAAACGUUCCCCUCCACUGAAGCCCCCUCCACAACAGAGUCAGAACAUACCCCCACCACUUGUAGUCAAGCUGUUCAUUCAGAAACAUCCUCUCCAUCUCUCCCAUCCCCAUCCUCAGAACAAGUACCGAAAAGGCUCAGCUAUGCAGAGGUGUGUCAACGGCUAGCCAGAGAGCCACCUCCAGCACAGACAUCCUCUCCCACCCCUCAUUCCUCUUCAGACAGCCAACCGCUCCAAGAACUCAAGGUCAAUACAGUUGAAGAGCCUCGGCUCAACUCUAGAAAACCUCCAGAGAAACGUGGGAAUAAACGGCCUCCUCGGCAGCCAUUACGCAGCUUCAGAGGAGCAUCUGGCCAAGCCAGAAUCAAAGGAUCAGGGAUGAGUACACGGGAGAAUCAGGGUGGCCUGAAUUCUGGCAAACCAUUCUGCCCUCAGCGAGGAGUCAGGCACAGUGGAAAAGAGCAGAACGUUCCCCCAACUUCACCAAAAUAACAAAAGAUAUUUAAAACCUUAAACAGACUUCCAACUAUGUGUAAAUGUAUAAAGCCUGUAAAUACACAGAUGAAUCUAUUUGUUUUGACAGACUUGGUCAAAAAAAUCAACUUUGUUGCAGACCUUAUAUUAGUUGGAAAGACUAUAAAUAGAAAAUUUAGAAAGAAUUGCUGACUUUGGAUGUUGUACAUCUCAAAAGGGUUAGAUAUACAAGGUCUCUUACAUUGAUAAAGCAGUCCUCCAUAAAGAUAUAUUAAAGUAUUGUACAGCUCUUAAGAGCUGUGUGGAGCAUUGAGCUGGACCUAAACUUUCAGAAUUUCCUCAGCUUAAAAAGGAAAAAAAAAUUGCCAAAACCAGUCUUGUUCUGUGAUGCUGGCACUCCGGUGCAACAUCAGUGGGUCUGAAUUUUUGUAUAUUUUAAUUUCAACAGUUCAACAGCUACUCCCAUAGACAAGCUGAAUUGUUUUUGCAUAUAUGUGUUUGAGACAAUGAAAGGGAGAAUAGAUGUUUUGUUGUUUUGUUUUGUUUUGUUUUUUUUGUUUUGUUUUUUAAAUCUAAAAACAAGUAGUUUGUCAUCAGAAAUGACAAAAAGUCACACUUGAUCUCUCAGUUUCUGUACUGUUAUAUCAUCUUUUGCGUUGAAACCAAGGAUGUGUUAUUUGAAGUGGGCAUGAAAUGGAACAUGUUAAAUCCAUGCUGGAAUAAUUAGACAUAAUGGAGAUAUACUUUUUAAAAAGAUUAGAAAGUAAGAGUUUAAAGGAAGCCUUGUAUGUGUUCUAAGUAUGUGAACCAUUGGUCCCCUCUAAUUCAUGUGGUAAUAAUAGGUGACUGACCAUUGAUCAGUCUUGAACAUUGGCUUUGAGGACAGUUCUUAUUCCUUCAUAGAAAACAUGCUCAACUCAUGAAGUCUUAAAAAAAGCCUUUGACUUGUUAAUAGAUUAAACGCACAAUUCUUAACUAACGUACAAGAUAUUACAAAUCCCAGUGGUUCACAUUGUUUUGCAAAUCAGAUGUAAUGUUGGAUAUUUUUUUCCUCAAAGAACCACAAGGCAUCAUGUCUUCGUACCAUGCAAGAAUGUGAUGUUUGGUUUGUAUUGUGUAUAUUUGUUGACUUUCAAACAGCUCAGCUCUGCAUAGUAGAUAUGCUACUCAAGAAUGUUAGUUUUGUUCCAGAGAAUUUAAUACAAAAACAUCGAGGAGAAUGAUUUUGUAUUAGAUUAAUGCUGCUGCCCAUUUCAGUGAACAUGGUUAAUGGGCAAAUCUGGCAACUUAGGUUUCACUUCUGGCUUUGAGUAUUGCAGAACUUGCUUUUUGUUGGUACAACCGUCCAUGUUCGCGAUCAUACUUAUUUAGUGCAGCUGAGUAAUCUAACAAUGUGCUUUGCCUGUGGGAGGCACCCCACACAGAAAGGUUGCAGUCAGGUGCAAACCAGCAACCCUCAUUAACAUACUGUAUUAUAUGGAUAGUUCUACCUGCUUGGGUAAGGUGUUCACUGAACAGCUGUUAUUGAGAAUUGGGUGUUCGUUGUUGACUUCUAGCCUCUGCUUUAGCACUAUUAAUCUACAACUAGAGAAACCAGGAGCAUGUGUUGACUUUCCUAAUCAAUAGAAUGUUUUUAUUAAUUGAUUUGAGUAAGUUUAUGGUUGACUAGUUUCUUUAAUAUAAUUUGUAACAUCACUUUUAUUUUGAUGUGACAUUAAGAUUCAAAUGAAUGUAGUCUGUAACCACUGUUGAGCUUGAUUUUCUGUGUUUAUUGUAGCUGUCUGUGUGUAUAUUGUAAUCUGGGUUUUCCAGUGUAUUGUGAGUAAUGCUAAUUUUCUGCACUAGUAGAUUGUGCUUUUUCUUUUUUACUUUCUUCUCUCUUAACCAUAUUCAGCUUUUCAGUAGUUCUCCAUGAGCUGAGAAAGAGACUUGAUGGAGUUGGGUAGUUGGCUUAAAAUACCUGUAAUGGUGUCUUCGAAAUGCACCUCUAUUUGAUUUUAAAGUUUUUAAGCCUGACAGAAGACAUGGAAAGAUGUUGCACAGCACAAGGAUGCUUUACUCUUAUGUAAAUAUUUAACUUCUGUUUGAAUUUAAUCCAAAUUGUUAGAAAUCAAAAAGAAAAGAAAACAUGAGAACUGCAGACUUUGAGGGAGGGGUUUUAAUUAUUCUUUUUAUCUUGUAUGGAAUUUUAUUUUUGCUUCAGUAAACAUAAAUAGUAUGUUUGCCCAAA
Molecule: messenger RNA, 4874 nt
Organism: Melanotaenia boesemani (Boeseman's rainbowfish)
Lineage: Eukaryota; Metazoa; Chordata; Actinopteri; Atheriniformes; Melanotaeniidae
Gene: larp4ab
Product: La ribonucleoprotein 4Ab
Exons: 15
Coding region: 437-2662 (741 amino acids)
Biological process (GO): positive regulation of translation
Cellular component (GO): cytoplasmic stress granule; cytosol
Molecular function (GO): mRNA 3'-UTR binding
Source: RefSeq, a predicted model, not a curated record